AUGGGUUAUUUUGAACAAGUUACUCCAGAAGGCCCUGAAACUAAUCAGCACGAUGAGCAGCGCUCCAUACGUUUACAUGCAUUUUCUGAUCUAUCACACGUCCCUGCAGCCACUUUUAUUUAUCUCUUAAAGGACUGCUAUGGAUAUGGUACGAACAAAGCAACCUCAAAGUUUAAGAUCCUCAUGCAGCUGGUUAAAGUGGCAUUGCAUAAUGGUCCACAGCCAGGCCCGUUCACAUAUGUUGUCCAGUGUAUGUAUAUUGUACCUCUGCUGGGGAAAACUUAUUCUGAAGGGUUCAGCCAUAUGUUGACAUCCUCUUUAAGGCACUUGAAAUCUGUGGAAUCAGUACAGAAAGAUUUCUUGGAGGCAAAGCACCUUGCCGUACAACUUGUUCUUGAUAUCCUUGAUUCUGUUGUACCCCAUGAGAACCGCAUAUUGAUCAAGCUUCUUGAGACAUUUGAAAUUGAGUUGAGAGACGUGGCUCAUGCUUUGUAUGGUUCAGAGUUGGAUGAUGAUGAUCUAAUGAAAGCAAGGGAACAUCUUAGACAGCAAGUAAAGCGCUGUAUGGAAUCAGAAUCCAAUGCAGUCGCUGUGGCUCUAAUAACACGUUUUUCCAUCCAAUGCUGUGACGAGUCCUUUAUCAUAAAAUUGAUUGAAAACAAUCAAUUAGAGAUUGCAGAGGAGUGUGCUACUUUCAUGGGCAAGGAAAUGAUAUCUUUAGUCAUUCAAAAGUAUCUAGAUAUAAAAAUGCUGAAGAGUGCGAACAAAUUGGUCAAAGAACAUGAACUCACUGAAGAGUUCCCAGAUGUUAGUUAUUUGUAUAAAGAGAGUUUAGUAAAGAAGUUGGCUGAGAAAGGAUGCUGGGAUAUUGCAGAAACUAGGGCCAAGAAGGAAACAAAACUCCUGGAAUACCUGGUAUAUUUAGCAAUGGAAGCUGGUUAUAUGGAGAAAGUUGAUGAGCUUUGCCAGCGAUACUCUCUUGAAAGUUAUGUUGAUUCUUUGGUUCCGGAGAAGGUUUUCUGUGUAUCUGAUUACUUAGAUCUGAAGAAAUUGGAUGUGGAAGAAAUUGUCUGGGUUGAUGAGAUCAAUGGACUGCUUAAUGCAACAAGUAAUAUUGAAGCUUGUAAAAUUAUUGGCAUGGAUUGCGAGUGGAGACCUAAUUUCGAGAAAAAUACUAAACCUAGUAAGGUCUCAAUCAUACAAAUUGCAUCAGAUAAGGUAGCCUUCAUUUUUGAUCUGAUUAAAUUGUAUGAAGAUGACCCAAAAGCAUUGGACAGCUGCUUGAGGCGUAUUAUGUGUUCAUCUAAGAUACUAAAGCUGGGCUAUGACAUUCAAUGUGAUCUUCAUCAACUAAUGCAAUCCUAUGGAGAAUUGGAAUGUUUUCAGUCCUAUGAAAUGCUACUUGAUAUGCAGAAGCUGUUUAAAGGGGUUACUGGUGGCCUCUCUGGAUUGUCGAAGGAAAUAUUAGGAGCUGGUUUGAACAAGUCCCGGCGUAAUAGCAACUGGGAGCAACGGCCACUAACCCAAAAUCAGAAAGAGUAUGCUGCUCUUGACGCUGUGGUCCUUGUGCAUAUAUUCCAUGAACACAUGCGGAGGCAAGCACAGUUUGGUGUCUCCGAGGGAAACAAAGUGGAAUGGAAGUCUCACGUUGUAAGUUGUCACUCUACACACCUGGCGAGAAAUAAUUCCACUGCUUCGUGUGAUACUCCAGGGCAUCAGCUGAUACAGCUAACUGUCUUUUGCAGAGCAACUUUCGUAGGGCCUAGUAGGAUCUCUAUUAGGACCCUCAAGUUUGGGUGGGUACCUAAAUCCUCCCUCCGGCCUCAUUCUUGGGGGCUCACCCUGAGGCCCCCAUUCUACAGGGACGAUGGUUCCUCUCCUGCGUCGCUUUUCCGUCCAUGCAAGCUGCACUUUUGCGCCACUCGGAAGGGUCACUCAAUGGAUCUGGGAGGUAAAGGGAUCGGUAGGGCGGCUCUGGCGAGGGAGCUCAGCAUCCCUAUCGAUGAGAUUGAGGAUGGGAACAGAGAUCAGCUCUGUCAAUGA
This is a messenger RNA of Miscanthus lutarioriparius, 2043 nucleotides long. NCBI's taxonomy places the organism in Eukaryota, Viridiplantae, Streptophyta, Magnoliopsida, Poales, Poaceae. The record is from the annotation of a GenBank genome assembly.